Molecule: messenger RNA, 1064 nt
Organism: Pterocles gutturalis (yellow-throated sandgrouse)
Lineage: Eukaryota; Metazoa; Chordata; Aves; Pterocliformes; Pteroclidae
Product: ral guanine nucleotide dissociation stimulator-like 1
Exons: 7
Biological process (GO): Ras protein signal transduction; positive regulation of GTPase activity
Cellular component (GO): plasma membrane
Molecular function (GO): guanyl-nucleotide exchange factor activity
Source: RefSeq, a predicted model, not a curated record
GGUUCCUGGUCAGUACCUCGCCCUGGGUUUGGCAGGCUUUGGCACCUGCUGAUUUCCAGGAGAGCCUGCAAGCCGUGCGAGUGCGGGGAGGGAGGAAGAAAGGACCAGUUCAGCCAAACCCUGUGUCGGUGGCUGUUGCAGAGAGAAGUCUGUGGGAUAUUGCACUGCCACUCACAUCUUUUCCUCGUCCUGCGAUUGUGCCCGUGGCUAUCUUGCCCUUUCACAGCACCUUGGCUGAUGGGGACCAGUUACCCCCAGAACAUACUGUCAGCCAGUACGAAACAUCCAAGAUCAGGACAAUAAAAGCUGGAACUUUGGAGAAACUUGUGGAGAACCUUCUGACAGCUUUUGGCGAUAAUGAUUUUACAUACAUCAAUAUCUUCCUCUCCACGUACCGGGCCUUUUCUUCAACUAAGGAAGUACUGGAACUUCUUCUUGACAGGAAUGGAAACCUGGAGACCUCAAGCUGUGAAGAGGUUGGAAGCCAGAAUUCCUCCGAAUCCAAAACAGUACUCAGGACUGCAAUAGCAUCAAUCUUACGAGCCUGGCUCGAUCAGUGCUCUGAGGAUUUCAGAGAGCCGCCCAACCACCCGUGUUUGCUAAAGUUGCUGGAUUACCUGAAGAAGAAUAUGCCUGGCUCUGACCCAGAGAAGAGGGCACAGAAUCUCUUGGAGCAGUUCCAGAACCAAGAAGUGGAAAAUGACGAGGGGUUCCAUAGCAUUUCCACCUGUAACCUAGAUGAUGAAGAGGAACUGGAGAUCAGUGGUUCAGAAGAAUUAUCUUUUUUCAAAGACCACCUUGUGGCCGAACAGUUGACAUACAUGGAUGCGAUGCUCUUCAAGAAAGUUGUGCCCUACCACUGUUUGGGGUGCAUCUGGUCUCAAAGGGAUAAGAAAGAAAACAAGCACCUGGCACCUACCAUCAGAGCCACCAUCUCUCAGUUCAAUGCAGUUACCAGAUGUGUUGUCAGCACUAUCCUGAAGAACAAAGAACUCAAAGCACAGCAAAGAGCCAAGAUCAUUGAGAAAUGGAUUCAUAUUGCACACGUAAGGCUUUUAUUCUAG